AUGGGAUUGAGCGUUGAUGAGUGUCGAUGGAAGAAAGCUCAAGUCAUUUCAAUUGUAAAUGGAGUCAAGAUUGAAAUAGAUGAAUUAUCAUCAUCAUCGCAACCAUCAUCUUGUAAUCCAGGAUACACUCUAUCAUAUGUUCAAGAGACCAAGUAUGGAUAUACAGGUCAGUUGGCAGCUGCCACAACAUCAUCGGGAUACGGUGAUAAUUUGAAUGUAUUGGCAUUCGAUGUCUACUAUCACACCGAACAAAUGGUUCGUUUCAAAAUCUAUGAUCCCAAGAACGAGCGUUGGGAAGUCCCUUUGGUCAAUCUCUUGCCAUACCCUCAAUCACAACCAUCGACCACCGACUACAAAGUAUCAUUCACAUCCUCUCCAUUUGGUUUCGCUGUUGUUCGUCAAUCAACUGGUGAAAUAUUAUUCAAUUCAACUCCAUCUGCUGUUGAUUGUACUACAAACGGUUUAUUGUAUUCAGAUUAUUAUAUUGAAUUAUCAACUACAUUUGAAGAGUUGAAUCCAAAUUUGUAUGGGUUGGGAGAGAGAGCAGCUCCAUUGAGAUUGGAGAAUACUAGAACUUAUACAAUGUAUGCCAAGGGUGUUGCCAAUGCAAGUACAGAGUAUACCAAUCUAUAUGGAUCACAUCCAUUCUAUCUGCAAUUGUUGGGUACUAGUGGAAAUGCACAUGGUGUGUUUAUGCUUAAUUCUAAUGCCAUGGACGUGGUCAUGCAACCCAAUGCAUUGACCUACAAGAUGAUUGGUGGUAUUGUUGACAUGUUUAUCGUGACUGGUCCAACUCCAGUGUCGGUCGUACAACAGUACACACAGAUUAUUGGUCGCACAUUUAUGCCAAGCUACUGGUCACUCGGCUGGCACCAGUGUCGCUGGGGAUACACCAGUAUCGAAGAGACUGCCCAAGUCGUCGCCAACUACUCGUUGCACGGUAUCCCACUUGAAACCAUGUGGAAUGACAUUGACUAUAUGAACGCGUAUAUGGACUUUACACUUGACCCAGUCAACUUUAACCAGACCGCUGUACGUGCAUUGAUUGACCAACUCCACGAAAACAACCAACAUUACAUGAUGAUUGUCGAUCCUGGUAUCCACAAUCAACAGGGAUACGAGUCGUACGACUCGUUGGUACAGAGCAACGCUUAUCUCAAGACCACUAGUGGUGAGCAACAAGUGGGAUGGGUGUGGCCCGGCUCCACCAUCUUUCCCGAUUUCUUCCAUCCAAAUGCAUCGCAAUACUGGUUGGAACAAUUCCAAGCAUUUAGAGAGAUGGUUCCAUUUGAUGGCAUUUGGUUGGAUAUGAAUGAAUUGGCUAAUUUCUGUAAUGCUUGUAUUCCUUGGUUGGAAGAAGGUAUUGCUGAGGAACUUGAAGCAAGCCAGUCAGAGUCAUCUUCGGAUGCAUUCGAUCCAAACAACCCACCAUAUGUCCCAGGUACAACUAUUAUCUAUUUUAAUUCAAUCAACAUGUCAACUGUACAGUACAACAAUACCAACUAUUAUGACGCCAAGUCAUUGUAUGGGUUUAUGGAGAGCAUGGUCACGACAGAUAUUGCCAAGCAGCUGCUCAACCAGCGAUCGACGUUGAUCAGUCGUUCGACAUUCCCAGGUACUGGCAGAAACAACGGCCACUGGCUCGGCGACAAUGCUAGCGAGUUUGUAGAGAUGUACUGGUCGAUCCCGGGUAUCAUUGCAAUGAACCUAUUCGGUAUUAAUCUUGUCGGUGCUGAUAUUUGUGGAUUCAAUGGAAACACGACCGUCGAGUUGUGUACUAGAUGGACACAACUCGGAGUGUUUUAUCCAUUCUCUAGAAACCACAAUGCUAUUGGUAUGAACAGUCAAGAACCAUAUGUACUUGGUCAACAGGUUAUUGAUGCCACCAUCACUGGUGUCAACAACAAAUACACCCUCCUUCCAUACUAUUACACACUCUUCCACUGGUCACAUAUUAGUGGCAGUCCUGUUAUCCGUCCACUUUGGAUGGAGUACCCGUUGGACAGCGAUACGUAUAACCUAGACACCCAGUUCCUCGUCGGCGGGCAUUUGUUAGUUUCACCUGUCCUCCAAGAGGGUGCUACCACUGUACAAGCUUAUUUCCCCCAAGACUCAUGGUUUGACUAUUUCACUGGUGCACCAGUUGCCUCUGUUGGUCAGACACUCACCUUGGACGCUCCUAUCGACGUCAUCAAUGUGCAUGUCAGAGGUGGUGUCAUUAUGCCACUUCAACCAACAGCCUCCUACGUCCCACCAGCCGACUCGGUACCCAUUACCACCAAGGUGGCCAGAACUCUGCCAUUCCACUUAUUAAUCGCCAUUCCAGCCACCAGUCCAUUUGGCAAUACCACUGUCGCUACAGGUGAGUUGUUUUUGGACGACGGUAUCUCUAUUGACACUUAUGAAAAUGACAACUACACAUUCAUUCGUUAUGAUGUCCAAAAACAACCAUCAGGUUCAUUUGUUUUAACAUCUUCUAUCGAAUCUUCAAACUACUUUUUAUCAAAUAGUUUGACUACCAUCACCGUCUAUGGUAUCACUCAGUCACCAACCUAUAUCACCUUGGACAACACAAACAAUAUCUCAUCCUACACUUUCGAUUCAGUCAACCAAGUUUUACUCAUCGAUAUUGACCUCCCAAUCGUUGAAAAUUAUCAAAUUUAUAUUAAUUUUGAUUAA
Messenger RNA from Cavenderia fasciculata, 2679 nucleotides. RefSeq lists its product as uncharacterized. Gene Ontology annotation, molecular function: hydrolase activity, hydrolyzing O-glycosyl compounds; carbohydrate binding. The record is from RefSeq and is a predicted model, not a curated record. The transcript is spliced from 3 exons. The coding region runs from base 1 to 2679 and encodes 892 amino acids. Lineage: Eukaryota; Evosea; Eumycetozoa; Acytosteliales; Cavenderiaceae. Gene Ontology annotation, biological process: carbohydrate metabolic process.